AUGACACUGCAGGUUGGCUUAAAGCUACAGAAUAUUGACCAGCUCGAGGCCAAGCUGAAAGCAGUAUCUGACCCCACAAGUCCAGAUUAUGGGAGAUAUCUAGAUGCUGCUGAGGUCAACGCUAUCUUCAGUCCGGCUAAUGACUCUCGAGUUGCUGUGCACAACUGGCUGAGGAAAGCUGGUGUGUCUGAGAUUGCUGAUUUUGGCUCCUACAUCAACUUCGCUGCAAGUAUCGGCACAGCAAACAGAUUACUUGGCUCCUCGUUUCACUACUUCAUGGUGGAGGGCGUGCAAAAAUUGCGCACUCUAGAAUACUCAAUUCCGAUUGAACUGGAUAAGCAUGUUGAACUUGUCUCUCCAACUACCUUUUUUGGCAAGACAAAGACUCAUGCAGUCUUUCCCCCUCGAGAGAUGGUAGACGGCAUAACGAGUCGCCAAACUGCAAACAAGACCCUGAACUGUCUCAGGCUGAUCGAGCCUGGCUGCUUGGAGGAGAUGUACAACUAUGGCAACUACAAGCCUAGUUCGCCUUCUAAAAGCCGCGUUGGGUUUGGAAGCUUCUUGAACCAGUCCGCCCGUCAGGAAGAUUUGUCAAAGUACCAGCGUGACUAUGAGCUACCACUGACGAACUUUAGUGUGACUCUCAUCAACGGGGGCGAGGACCACCAAGAUCCUCGUGGAGAUAUUGGGGAGGCUAACCUAGAUUCUCAAUUCAUGUCAGCGGUAACAAAAUCAUUACCAUUGACACAGUUCAUCACUGGCGGCUCGCCGUAA
Molecule: messenger RNA, 774 nt
Organism: Phaeoacremonium minimum UCRPA7
Lineage: Eukaryota; Fungi; Ascomycota; Sordariomycetes; Togniniales; Togniniaceae
Product: putative tripeptidyl peptidase a protein
Exons: 2
Coding region: 1-774 (257 amino acids)
Biological process (GO): proteolysis
Molecular function (GO): tripeptidyl-peptidase activity; serine-type endopeptidase activity
Source: RefSeq, a predicted model, not a curated record